Prunus dulcis (almond) is the source of this 2960-nucleotide messenger RNA. Its product is annotated as pentatricopeptide repeat-containing protein At3g03580. Gene Ontology annotation, molecular function: RNA binding; protein binding. NCBI's taxonomy places the organism in Eukaryota, Viridiplantae, Streptophyta, Magnoliopsida, Rosales, Rosaceae. The transcript is spliced from 3 exons. Gene Ontology annotation, biological process: RNA modification. Bases 37 to 2397 code for a protein of 786 amino acids. Gene Ontology annotation, cellular component: intracellular membrane-bounded organelle. The record is from RefSeq and is a predicted model, not a curated record.
UAAAAAAGAAGGGAAAAGCCAAGGGAAGCAAAUACGAUGCUGCUGGGUGAGUCGACAUUUAUUAGAGCCUUUCAUUUCAUAUUGGCAUUCAUGAAAACUGCAAACUUGGGCAGCGUAAGUGGUCGUACCAAAGAAGUUGUAUAUCCGUUAUUCUCAAAAGCUUUGUCUUCUGCUAAAAACCGGACAGAAGCACAAAAAGUCCAUUCGUUGAUUGUCACUCUUGGAUUGCACCAUUGCGUCUUCUUCUCUGGCAAACUCAUAAGCAAGUAUGCCCAACUCAGAGACCCAAUUGCGUCCCUUUCAGUUUUCCACCAAGCUUUUCCCAAAACCAAUCCCUAUCUAUGGAAUUCAAUCAUUAGAGCGCUUAUCCAUAAUGGGUUUUACUCAAAAGCUUUUGGCCACUACACUGAAAUGCAGAAAAUGAAUGUUCAACCUGAUAGGCAUACAUUUCCUUCUGUGAUCAAUGCCUGUGCUGGGUUGUGUGACCUGGAAACGGGUAUUGUUGUUCAUCAGCGUAUUUCAGAAAUGGGUUUUGGCUCAGACUUGUACAUUGGUAAUGCACUGAUUGAUAUGUACGCUAGAUUUGGUGAACUCGGUAAAGCACGGCGGCUGUUUGAGGAAAUGCCUCUUAGGGAUAUCGUCUCGUGGAAUAGUCUGAUUUCUGGCUACAGUUCAAAUGGAUAUUGGGAGGAAGCUUUGGAAAUUUUUCAUAGGUUAAGAAUGGAUGGGUUGUUACCGGAUUCUUUUUCCAUAUCUGGUGUUUUGCCCGCGUGCGGAAGCUUGGUUGAUGUUAGAGAGGGUCAGAUAGUUCAUGCGUUGGUUGAGAAGAUCGGGGUCCAUGCUGAUGUUUUAGUAAGCAAUGGACUUCUUUCAAUGUACUUCAAAUUUGGUUGGUUAAAAGAUGCGCAACUCUUUUUUAAGAGGACGGCGGUUAGGGACUCUAUUAGUUGGAACACUGUCAUUUGUGGGUACUCUCAGUUGGGGUUGUUUGAAGAAUCAAUAAAUCUGUUUAUGGAAAUGGUGAAUGAAUUUACACCUGACUUGCUGACAAUCACUUCUGUUCUUCGUGCUUGUGUUCAUUUGCGGGACUUGGGACUUGGAAGAUAUGUUCACGACUACAUGAAAAGAAGUGCUUUUUCAUUUGAUACUAUGGCAAAUAACAUACUUAUUGAUAUGUAUGCAAAAUGUGGAAAUUUAUUAGCUUCACAGGAAGUAUUUGAUCAUAUGGAAUGCCGGGAUUCUGUGUCAUGGAAUUCAUUGAUCAAUGGCUACUUUCUUAAUGGUUGUUGUGAUGAAGGGUUAAACCUUUUUAAGGUGAUGAAGAGUAACAUGAUACCGGACUCUGUGAGUUACGUGAUGAUCCUAUCUAUUUCUACUCAGCUAGCAGAUGUGGAAAAGGGGAAAAUGAUCCACUGUGAUAUAGUAAAACUGGGAUUCAAUUAUGAUGUUAUUGUCAACAAUGCACUUGCCGAUAUGUAUGCUAAAUGUGGCAAAAUACAGGAUUCACUAAUAGUAUUUGAGAACAUGAAAGUUCGUGAUGUAGUAACAUGGAAUACCAUAAUUUCUGCAUGCAUUCAUUAUGAUGAUCGUAUUUUAGGGUUAAGAAUGAUCCUCAGAAUGAGGAAUGAGGGAAUGAUGCCCGAUGCGGCCACCAUGUUAGGCAUCUUACCCCUAUGUUCCUUACUUGCUGCGAAGCAACAAGGAAAAGAGAUCCACGGAUGCAUUUUCAGGUUAGGAUUUCAUUCAGAUGUUCCCGUUGGGAAUGCACUAAUAGAAAUGUAUUCUAGCUGUGGUAGCUUGGAAAACUCCGUACUAGUAUUUGAGCAUAUGAAAAAGAAGGAUGUCGUGACAUACACUUCGAUGAUCUCUGCAUUUGGGACAUAUGGUGAAGGUGUGAGAGCAUUGAGAACUUUUGCAGAAAUGGAAGCAACAAGCGUCCUUCCUGAUCAUCUUGCUUUCCUUGCUGUUAUAUUUGGUUGUAGCCAUUCAGGUUUGGUAGAAGAAGGCCUGGCUUACUUCAACCGGAUGAAGAACGACUACAAAAUUGAACCAAGGAUCGAACACUAUGCUUGUGUAGUUGACCUCUUGUCACGGUGUGGCUUAUUGGUUCAAGCAGAAGACUUUAUCCAUUCAAUGCCAAUGAAGCCAGAUGCAAGUAUCUGGGGAUCUUUACUUAGUGCCUGUCGAUCAAGCGGAGAAGCAAACAUAGCUGCACGUGCCUCAGAGCAGAUAAUUCAAUUGGAUUCUUAUGAUACUGGGUAUCAUGUUUUGGUAUCAAAUGUGUAUGCAGCUUUAGGGAAGUGGGAUCAAGUGAGAAUAAUACGGAAAUACAUGCAAGCUAAAGGACUCUCGAAAGAUCCUGGAUUUAGCUGGAUGGAGAUUCAAAAGAAGGGUUGAGGCUAGUUCCUCUUGACAUUAUAUACAGGUUAAAAAGGUACUUGUGGGUUUGUUGGGGAAGGAAGGUUAUGAUGAUUUGCAAUCCCACCAUGACUUCGGAUUUGCAUGAGAAGAAAGGCAUGAUUCAUUAGAAAAGGGAACUGCUUGCGAUGGCAGGUCUAAUCUUUCAAGGAGAGGGAUUUGAAGUUGCUUGACAUUGGAGAUAUAUCAUGAGUUCACUGAUCCAAGAAAACGUGGAUGUGGCUCGGAUAAUGUGAAGUUUAUAUAUUUGAAGAGGAUAUGCUACAAGGUAGAGACUUAUAAGUUGUAAUAGAAGGCAUGGACUUGUGUUGAAGUUUGCAAGUCCUUUGGUGACAAGCACCGAUUGGAAUUACAAGUUAAGACAAGGAAACCAGCUCCACAUCUCUCUAUAGAGGUUAACUACUACAGAAGCUGAGAUUGCAGACAGAUGUUGAAAGGUCCUAAAUGUUAAACUUCGGUGGUGUUUGUCAAAAUUCCCUUGUUAACUCACAGCCACAGUUCGACACAGUUUAGUAUUUUGAAGUUUUCAGCCUUUAGAUCAA